This is a messenger RNA of Zerene cesonia (dogface butterfly), 3589 nucleotides long. RefSeq names its product tight junction protein ZO-1-like. The record is from RefSeq and is a predicted model, not a curated record. Gene Ontology annotation, cellular component: membrane. Gene Ontology annotation, molecular function: netrin receptor activity. Bases 23 to 2686 code for a protein of 887 amino acids. The transcript has 2 exons. Lineage: Eukaryota; Metazoa; Arthropoda; Insecta; Lepidoptera; Pieridae. Gene Ontology annotation, biological process: netrin-activated signaling pathway.
UUUCCGCAGCUCAUCCGACGCCAUGAACUCCAGUGUGGAGCCGGACGAAACAUUCUCGCCAAAAACUAAAAAGAAAUUGUCCAAAAAGCCGUCGUUCAUAAAAAAUGCCGUCCUCGAUUUAUUCCGUUCGAAAACGAAACAGAAAGUGUCUCGACAGAAGUCAUUGUGCGAAAGUGACUUGCAGCAGAGACACGGAAACCAAAUGCCCAUGCUGAGACGAGAAAAGUCAGAUUUAAGCGAUGUGUCCAUUCACAUGAGAAAUACGCACAUCCGAAAUCAAAUGUUACAACGCAGUAACUCUUCAUGCGAAAAACCUAUGUUGAAACCGAUACUGAAAAGACAGAGUUCCUUUUGUGAUGAUAGAAAUGGCUCCAUUUGUACAGUUAGAGAUUACGAAGCCAAACCAGCUGUAAAAAGCUUAAGACGACAAAACUCUAUGUGUGAAAUAGAAACCGAACCUAAAGUUACCCCUUUGUUACGUAGACAGAAUUCUCUCAUAGAAUAUAAUAGGAGAGGCAUCUACGGACCAACAUCAAGCUUUAAUAUGAUAACCAAAAUAGAUCCGAUUUACCAAAGACAACAACAAAACAAACAUGAACCUUUUUACCCAACACAACCACUACCUCCAGAACCCAUAUACCAAAGCAAAGAACAUGUAGUAUAUGAUCCUAUUCCUAAGCCUAAGCGAACUUACUCCUCCCUGUAUGACACUUCAAGCGAAAAUCCAUAUGCGACUAGAUCUGAAAUUUCAAAUCAAAGUUUCGAAAGCCCGUAUGGAAAUCGCGAAACAGUAGCCAUGCCCUUGAUCGAUCCCUAUGGCACGAGGGCUGAAUGUAUCCGAGAAAAUCCAUACGCGUCUCGAAAUGAAGUACUUGAAAAUCCUUAUGGUACUAGACAGGAUAUACCUAGAAAAUCCGAACCAAUAUAUAACGAAUCACCCUACUCUAGCAAAGAGCAAAUGUUGCGACAAAGAAUGACUAAUGAAAGUCCUUACGCAACUAAAGAAGACAUGCUCAGGCAAAGAUUUUCAGAAUCCCCCUAUAAUACCAAGGAAGAAAUGUUAAAACAGAGAAUGGAUAAUUCUUAUAAUUCAAAAGAACCAAUAUACGGUAAAAGAACAUAUGAACCACCGCCUAGCACUUCGUGGUCAGACAGCACUUACGCAAUUAGACCAGAUAGACGGUUACAUACACCUGUUAAUUUCCCUGGGCGCACGUCUCCCAUGACCAAAUCUAUGAGUGAACCACCUUAUGUAAGCAGAACAGAAAUGCUGGCUAGGAUUCAGACAGAAUCGCCGUACGCUACUCGUUCUGAAAUCAAAUCCAGUUGCUCUGACACAAAUUAUAGCACACGGAAUGACUUAUUUGACAUUCCCCAGCAAGUAAGACCAGCGUCAGCUGAGUGCACCUAUGUUUCAAAACAAGAAAUUCUAUCUCAAAAAGCUGCAUUACUAGCUAAUAAAGAAUCGACUUACAACAGUAAGUUAGAAGAGAAAUUGGAGAUAAUAAAACAAAGAAAUCAAGCUAAAAAAGAAAAGAUAUAUCAAACUAGAUUAGAGGCUAAUGAAAGUGAUUCAGUCAAAGGUAGGGAACCUAUGUAUGUAUCAAAAAGAGACCUUAAAGACAGUGUUAUAUAUGAGUCAAGUCAGGAAACAAAAGAAGUAAUACCUGAGAGAGACCAAGACAGUGGUAGUGCUAGAAGUAGUCCGUACGAACUAAGUGAUGCUAAUCAUUUGUCGCGGAGAGAACCGGUGUAUCAAACUAAAGCAGAAGCUUUGAAUGGCAAAAGUGAAAAAUUUCAGGAAAUAGAUUUUUCAAAAUUGUACCUAACUGAAUCGAAAACAGAUGCAGAAAAGGAAAAAACAAAGAAUUUGGAGGCAAAUAUUUUAAAAGGGGAAGCGGUUUAUGCUCCUCGACUGCAUGGAAAAGCAGAACAUAUUUCUAACGCGCUUAAAAUAACAUCAUCCCCUAUACCAUACGAAUCAACUACUUCAAUGGAAACUCAGUAUGCAUCGGAAUGUAGUAUGAAUUUUGAAAAUAAGCCUCAAAGCACACCAUAUGCCUCACAAGAUCUACAAGAAAGGACGAAACCUAGUAGAUCGGUGACAUUCUGUGAGAAAAUUGUAGAGAAAAGUGCUGAAAACAGCCAAGACACAUCCGAAAACACAUCAAAUAGUCGAAACGAAACCACUAUAGUAAGCAAUGAUAACACAGUUGUAAAGGUAACAUCUGAAACUACCGAAUCGGAUGAAAAAACGGAGGUUAUAGAGCCCGACGCGCCACACACUACGUGGGGUAUAUUCGAUAGCGAAGGAGGCAUAUUAGAGGACAGGCACUGGGGCGUAUCACUUAUAAUACCUCCAAAAGCAAUAGCUCCGGGGAUCAAGCAAAAGAUCUACUUUACGGUGUCUGACCCGCGAUUGAGUCAGCGCGUAGGAGGACCUCCCAUCGACAUGGAUAACGGUGAAGCGAUGCUGUCCCCGCUGGUGAUGUGCGGGCCGCAAGGGCUGGUGUUCCUGCGGCCCGUGACCCUGCGCCUGCCGCACUGCGCCAACGCGGUCCCCUCCCUCGGGCUCACCAUCAAGGCGACGGACACGGAAGCCCAUCUCACCACCGACUGGGACCAGAUACACUUGCCCGCGACCACCACGCUCAACACUGUCGCCGUUAAGGUCGACCACUUUUGAUUGACUUGCUUUUUAUGGCGACGUUAUUUAUAAAUUGUUAUCGUGAAAACUAUGAGUUAUAAAUGAAACAUUUUAAAGUAUGUCAGUGUGUAUAGUGAAAUUAAAAGUUUUAAACAAUAAUUAAUUUUGACGUUUGCGAAUUUGGAAUUUUAUAACAGCAUAUUUUGGAAAUGUAUAAAACAUGUAGGAUUAUUUUUGAAAUCACGUCAGUAGCGGUGGUCGAUUCUACAUUUUAUAUAAUUAACAACGGACUUCUUUUCUAACGAUCGAAUAAUGUAUAAAAUUACCUACUUGUAUGUAUCUUAUUUGUCCGGCAUUUAUUCCCACCUAUAUAAGUUGCAAUUCAAGUUAAAUCGUAAGUUAGUGGUGCUAAAGCAUAGAAAUUAUGCGUAGAAUAAACCUUACGAAUCUCUAGAGUUUAUUCGAAUAAAAUUUAAGUGUAAAGAGAGCAUGCGUUGUCUCUUUCGUUCAUAUUAAAAGAAGGAGAUGGCAUGAUUGUUGCGAAGUAAUGGAACUUUUAAUAGUUAUUCGUUUAUUUUAAGAUUAUAACAAUUAAGACAUGCCUUACCAUAACCUACGUAAUCCUAGUUUAAAAUAAUAUUUUCAUUGUAAUAUUAUUUAAUCGAUGUACGUGUAUUUUAGCAAUAAGUGUUAAUUAUUAGCACAUUGAAAUUAUCACUUUUGGCUUCCGUAUAUAAAGUGUUGAAAUAUUUUUUUAUUACUAAUUGUCAUGAAUGAGAAUCACGUAAUUGCCUUAGCGGCUAGAGUCAUAUUUAACGUUUAAGUAUACCUUUAAUAAUUAAUUAGUAAUAAUAUGAAAUCAAUUGUAUGUAAUGUUUUCUUGUUACUAGUGAUAUUAUGAAUUUACCUUUGACCCAACUAUUAAAUUUUAUAUUUACUGAA